AUGCAGGUUCUGUGGUUCGGCAUUUCCAACUUCCAGCCUGACCUGCUCCAGAAACUCCUCGCUAUUUGUAAGGCCAACGGUUCCGUUAAGCCUAGCGUCUACCAAGGCGACUAUAGUGCGAUAAACCACGGAAUGGAAAAGAAGCUGCUUCCGAUUCUAAGAAAGCACGAACUCGCUUACAAUGCGUUCUGUGUCCUUGCUUCCGGAUUCCUUUCCGGCAAAUUCACCCAUCAGACAGACGAAGGGACACGAUUUAGCGCCCAUAACCCCCUAGGAGGGUCCAUGCGAGAGUUGUACGACCAAGAUGUAUUAGACGCGGCACUUAAAAGACUGGAGGAAGCGACAAAUGCCUUUGGAGUUACUACCAUCAACGCAGCACUGCGAUGGGCUUAUUAUCGCUGA
Messenger RNA from Aspergillus welwitschiae, 402 nucleotides. Its product is annotated as NADP-dependent oxidoreductase domain-containing protein. The record is from RefSeq and is a predicted model, not a curated record. NCBI's taxonomy places the organism in Eukaryota, Fungi, Ascomycota, Eurotiomycetes, Eurotiales, Aspergillaceae. Gene Ontology annotation, cellular component: cytosol. The transcript is spliced from 2 exons. The coding region runs from base 1 to 402 and encodes 133 amino acids.